GAGACGGUGGCAGUGAACCAGCCAGCGUCCUUUGCCGUGCAGCUGAACGGGGCGCGUGGCGUCAUCGAUGCCAAAGUGCACACGCCUGCAGGGGUGGUGGAGGAGUGUUAUGUGUCCGAGCUGGACAGCGACCGGUACGCGCUGGGGUUCCUGCCACGUGAGAACGGAGUCCACUCCAUCGACCUGCGCUUCAAUGGGCGCCACGUGCCCGGGAGCCCCUUCAACAUCCGCGUGGGCGAGCAGAGCCAGGCCGGGGACCCUGGGCUCGUCACUGCCUUUGGGCCGGGCCUCGAGGGUGGCCGCACAGGGGUGCCCUCUGAGUUCCUGGUGCAGACAGCCAAUGCAGGGGCAGGAGCACUGGCUGUCACCAUUGAUGGACCCUCCAAAGUGGAGCUGGACUGUACUGAGGUCCCCGAGGGCCACCGCGUCACCUACACCCCAAUGGCCCCUGGCAACUACCUCAUCUCCAUCAAGUAUGGGGGCCCCCAUCACAUCGUGGGGAGCCCCUUCAAAGCCAAGGUCACUGGCCCACGGCUGUCAGGCGGGCACAGUCUGCACGAGACCUCGACAGUGCUGGUGGAGCCGGUGGUGAGGGCAGGGUCGCGGGGCCCCCCUGCCUUUGGGGGUGUCACCAAAGCCCCAUCGGAUGCUGGGCAGGUGGUGGCCCGGGGGCCAGGGCUGGCAACCGCCCGCCUGGGCCACAAGAACCACUUCACUGUGGACUGCAGCAAGGCCG
Cyanistes caeruleus (blue tit) is the source of this 736-nucleotide messenger RNA. The record is from RefSeq and is a predicted model, not a curated record. NCBI's taxonomy places the organism in Eukaryota, Metazoa, Chordata, Aves, Passeriformes, Paridae.